AGCGCUGUGGAUGGAGAGUGUUGUAGCUGCAAAGUUUGUCUCACUUACAUGUGUCAGUGAAACAACAGUUCAUGAGUAUUAAACACAUGUCAACUAACGUCGUGGUUAGCAUACAGCACUGUCGCUAAAAGGGGAGGAGGAGUGAAAUCUAUCACUGACAGCUAACGGAUGGGUGAUUCAUCAUGUGUUGUAUAUAAGAAGAAUGACCCAUUACUUUAACCACUGAAGUCAUUGUGUGUCCUGAAAAUGACUUUCUCACCUCUGUGUGAUAGGCCAUGAUUGGCUUGUCAAGUUAUGCAGGGGUUAUGGAAAGUCUAAUCAAUUCUGCUGAAGAGCAGCAGCCCUCCUCUCCCCUGGACAAGUCAUGGUCCAAUAAACAGGAAUCAAGCAAGAAUCAAAAGCCAGGUGUCGGUGGAUUUGUUUUGGUGCAUGCUGGAGCAGGAUACCAUUCUGAAUCGAAGGCAAAGGAGUACAAGCAUGUGUGCAAAAGAGCCUGCCAGCGAGCUGUGGACCGGCUCAAAGCUGGGGCUCUUGCAGUGGAAGCAGUGGCUGCAGCACUGGUUGAACUUGAGGACUCUCCUUUUACAAACGCUGGCAUGGGCUCCAACCUUAACUUGUCAGGGCAAAUUGAAUGUGAUGCGAGUAUCAUGGAUGGGAAGUCGCUGCAUUAUGGAGCUGUAGGCGCCAUUAGUGGUAUUAAGAACCCAGUUUUAGUUGCAAAUCGUCUACUGAAUGAAGCACAGAAAGGGAAACUCUCAGCUGGCAGAAUACCUCCCUGCUUUUUAGUGGGACGAGGAGCGCAUGAUUGGGCCGUCAGCCAUGGUAUACCACCAUGCCCUUCAGAGAAAAUGGCUACCAAGUUCAGUUUAUCUGCGUACAAGAGAAACAAGAGAAAGAUGGAGCUGGCGGAGAAAAUGGACACAGGACAUAAUCAAACAAAGAAAAGACGACAAUCAAGUGAAAAUGAAAAUGGUUCAGGGUGCCUCGACACAGUGGGAGCCGUUGUGGUUGACCUGGAAGGGAAUGUAGCUGCAGCAGUGUCCAGUGGAGGCCUGGCCAUGAAACACCCCGGCAGGGUUGGCCAGGCUGCUCAUUAUGGAUGUGGCUGCUGGGCUGAAAAUGCCUGUAAUAUGAACCCUUACUCUACAGCAGUGAGUACCUCAGGCUGUGGAGAGCAUCUGAUUCGCACCAUGCUGGCACAGGAAUGCUCUGCUGCCAUGCAGUCUGAAGAUGCCCACCAAGCACUGCUGGAGGCUAUGCAAAACAAGUUCAUCAGCUCACCCUUUCUGGCCAGCGAAGACCGUGUUUUGGGUGGAGUAAUUGUCUUGCGGUGCUGCAGAUGUGUGGAAGCUCAGCCAUCUCAAAAUAUUCAGGGUAUACUGGUGGAGUUCCUAUGGAGUCACACCACAGAGAGCAUGUGUGUUGGCUACAUGUCUGCCCAAGAUAGCAAAGCAAAGACACACAUAUCCAGACUACCACCUGGGACCGUUCCUGGCCAGUCCCUGGCCAUCGAGGGAGGUGUGUGUCGACUGAUGAGUGUAGCGGAGUGAGCCGCAUUUACCUUCCUCCUGGGCCUCCUUAGCAAUACUCCAAUACAAACCCUUCCACACACACACACACACACACACACACACACACACACACACACACACAUACCUUUGUGAUGCUAGAAGUAAUAAGCUUUAGCUGUUUUAACAGGUUUCCAGGAAGGAGGGAGGGGUGUUAGCUUCUAGUUAGUGCACUUACAGGACUUCCUGUUGCCACUGUCUGCCUACAGCAUGUACUCUAUGCCAAUCUACACCCCCCUCAGCUCUCCAGUGUCACCUGGAUUAGACUUGAUGCACCAUUGCCUUGAUUCACCAUUAUUUUUCUUUGUUACUCUUUUCCAACUAAAAAGUGACGUCCUUCCUUUUGUAUAUAAGCUAUGAUUUAGGUAAACAGGGUGGAUGUUCAUGUUAUUUUGUAUUGCUGAACAGAUGUGACUAUUUUCAAACUUUUAGGAAUUUAAAAUGCAAGACCUUAUUUUCUUGUUAAAAAAAUAUACUUUUCAAGUAUAAAGGAUGUCGGUAUGCACCUUGUGGGAAUGCCUGCUACUCAAGAUAACUGUUGUUGUGAAUGAAGCAUUUACAGCUGUGAGAGUUUGAACAGUGAAGAUAAAAGCAAUUUAUAUUAAUAAACACGUACAGACCAACUUCCAUGUACUCACACAUAUUGUUAUUAAUCCUCCAGCAUACUGUAUAAUGUAGCAUUUAUGUGCAUCUUAGAUCAUGAUGAGUUUUAUAACCAUUACGGCCAUAGAAUUUGUUUUGCUAUGAUUGUUUUAAAAUGUGAACACACAGCUAUUGCAUGUCCAAAAAAAAAACAAAACACCUCCAGUAAGCCACUUUUUGUUCUCUAGCAGGCGUAGAGUUGAUCAAGAAGCAGUUCGCAGAGUGAUGCUGAUACUAUAGCGCUCAGGUAGCAGUAAUUGAUCCCACCGCCAAACAUGACUGUUAGUCAGCAUUUAAAAACACAAUUUAUAUUUGUAGAGUUACAUUGAAGGACAUGUAUUUUCUUGUUUAGAGAGAAAAAAGGACAGCUUAAAACGAAUUUAUGCAUUUUUAAGCCCAUGAAAUGGUGCUGUUGAUUGUACUUGAAAAGAGUAAAGGUCUAACUAAAUCGAUACUUCUGUCGGGAUAAUCAAUUUCUCUGAUUUUGCUGUUAAACUCAGUUACUAAUAAGAAUUCCAACAAAACCAUGAUAGAGCUUGUCUUAUCUUUACUUGAAAAUGCAAUGAAUAUAAAAUGGUAUAAGCUAUGGAAAUGAUUGCACAGCUCUCUACAGUGCUUGAAAAGUAAAUAAAAUCUAUGUUGCUACA
Molecule: messenger RNA, 2857 nt
Organism: Scomber japonicus (chub mackerel)
Lineage: Eukaryota; Metazoa; Chordata; Actinopteri; Scombriformes; Scombridae
Gene: tasp1
Product: taspase, threonine aspartase, 1
Exons: 15
Coding region: 276-1550 (424 amino acids)
Biological process (GO): protein maturation
Molecular function (GO): threonine-type endopeptidase activity
Source: RefSeq, a predicted model, not a curated record